Molecule: messenger RNA, 5066 nt
Organism: Oreochromis aureus
Lineage: Eukaryota; Metazoa; Chordata; Actinopteri; Cichliformes; Cichlidae
Product: collagen alpha-1(XIV) chain-like
Exons: 45
Coding region: 141-5066 (1641 amino acids)
Cellular component (GO): interstitial matrix
Molecular function (GO): protein binding
Source: RefSeq, a predicted model, not a curated record
CGGAGUUGGUGAACAGUGUGAAUCAGAGUCGCUGUGGGGACUGGUGAGCUCGCCACACAGCUGUCAGGAGGAGAGCCGCGGAACCUGCAAACUUAUGAACUGAGAAGGUGUAUCGUGUCCUUCGGUCUGCUGGUAUCAGGAUGUGGUUCACAGUCAGACUGAGUCUCUGCCUGCUGGGCUUCUUUCUCAUCUCUGUGUUCCCUCACGCAGCACAAGGCCAAGUUUCAUCACCAAGAAGGCUUCGCACCAAAGUCCUGAGCCCCACCAAGCUGCACGUGUCUUGGAAAGAACCCAAAGGACAGUUUGAAAGCUACAAAGUCGUUUACACCACACGGCCAGGUGGAGAGCAGAAGGUGGUUCAGGCUUCAAAGCAGGAAGCAAAACUGGUCAUCGAGGACUUUGAUCCUUCUAAAACUUACAACUUUAAGAUCAUUGCAGUCCACGAGGGGCAGGAGAGCAAACCUCUUCAGGGCAAACAUGAAGCUCAGCAAUCGGCUGUUGAAAUGGCUCCAUCCCAAGGGAGAAAAAACAGCAGCGUCACACAGGAGAACAAUGAGAUCUCAGAAGCUGAAGCGGGAUUUAUGUGUAAGACUCCAGCCAUAGCCGACAUCGUGAUCCUGGUAGACGGUUCCUGGAGUAUCGGGCGGAUCAACUUCAGGCUGGUCAGGACCUUCCUGGAGAACCUGGUCAAGGCGUUCUCUGUGGAGAUUGACAAGACUAGGAUUGGUCUGGCUCAGUACAGUGGAGACCCCAGGAUCGAGUGGCAUCUGAACGCUCACACCACUAAAGAGUCUGUAAUCGAUGCUGUGAAGAAUCUGCCAUAUAAAGGAGGAAACACACUGACAGGUCUGGCUCUGACCUUCAUCCUGGAGAACAGCUUCAAACCAGAGUCAGGCUCCAGACCCGGUGUUCCCAAGAUAGGAAUCCUCAUCACCGAUGGGAAGUCCCAGGAUGAUGUCAUACCCCCAGCGCAGAGCCUGAAGGAUGCUGGGAUUGAACUGUUUGCCAUUGGUGUGAAAAAUGCUGAUGAGAAUGAGCUGAAGGCGAUUGCCUCACCGCCAGAGGAAACUCACGUCUACAACGUGGCAGACUUCAGCGUGAUGAGCGACAUCGUGGAAGGUCUCACCAAGACCGUUUGUGACCGCGUGGAGCAGCUCGACAGGAAGAUCAAAGGGGGGGCGGAGCCUGCGCCGCCACCAGCCGUCGUGGCUGCACCUCGUGACCUCGUGACCUCAGAGAUAACUGCUCGCAGUUUCCGGGUGACAUGGACACAUGCGUCGGGUCAGGUGGAGAAGUACCGAGUGGUGUACUACCCCGCCAGUGGGGGGCAGCCAGAAGAAAAGGUGGUCCAGGGGACCCAGAACAGCGUGGAGCUGAGCUAUCUGAACUCUCUGACAGAGUACCAGGUGGCUGUUUUUGCCGUCUAUCGCAGCUCCGCAAGUGAAGCCCUGAGAGGAAGUGCUACUACAUUGGCCCUGCCCACGGUGAACAACCUGGAGUUGUUUGAUAUUACUCACAGCACUAUGCGGGUCCGCUGGAAGGCCGCCGCUGGGGCUUCUGGGUACAUGAUCCUGUACGCCCCGCUGACUGAGGAGGACGCUUCAGAUGAGAAGGAGGUGAAGGUGGAUGACUCGGUGACUGAGGUGGAGCUGGAAGGAUUGACUCCAGCUACUGAGUACACGGUGACAGUUUACGCCAUGUACGGGGAGGACGCCAGUGACCCCAUGACCAGCCAGCAGACCACAUUACCGCUGAUCCCAGCGAGGAACCUUCGUUUCUCGGAGGUGGAUCACAGCUCUGCCCGGAUCACAUGGGACUCCGCCUCCAGGAAGGUUAAAGGGUACCGCAUCAUGUACGUCAAAACCAAUGGAGUCCAGACCAAUGAGGUGGAUGUUGGCCGUGUGACAACCUGGCUGCUAAAAAACCUGACGUCACUGACGGAGUACACUGUUGGUGUGUUUGCCGUCUAUGAUGAAGGACAAGCUGAGGUUGUGACAGACAGCUUCACCACAAAAACUGUCCCGGACCCAGUGGACCUGAGGAGCAGUGACAUCUCCACAGACAGCUUCAGGGUGUCCUGGGGUCACCCGGCGUCUGAUGUGGUGCUUUAUCGACUCACCUGGACACCCACCGAUGGAGACGAGAGCAAUGAGGUUUUGGUGAAUGGGAAUAUCAACACCUACCUGAUAAAGGACCUCACCCCCUCGACAGAGUACGAAGUUCUCCUGGCCGCCAUUUACGGGAAUGAGCUGGAGAGUGAUGAGGUGAUCCUCGUGGAGUCCACCGCUGAAAAAACAACCACCAUUGCCACGACAACCACCACCGUAGCAGCUCCUCGAUAUGGGGUGAGAAGUAUGAAGAUCGAUGAAGAAACUACGUUCAGCAUGCGGGUGUCCUGGCAGCCCGUCGACCCCAGAAAUGUUCGACAUUAUCGACUGAGCUACAUCAGUGCGAGGGGAGACCGAGCAGCAGAGACGAGAACAGUGCCCACUGGUCAGAAUAGCCUGGUUCUGCAGCCUCUGCUGUCAGACACAGAGUACAAAGUCUCCAUCACGCCUGUUUACCCCGAGGGGGACGGACCGGCAGCCGCCGAGACGGGACGAACGCUUCCUCUCUUAGCUCCCAGGAACCUGCGCGUCUCAGAGGAAUGGUACAAUCGCUUCAAGAUCAGCUGGAAUGUUCCACCGUCGCCCACAAUGGGGUACAGGGUCAUCUACCAGCCUCUAACUGCCCCUGGACAAGCUCUGGAAACCUUUGUGGGGGAGGAUGUGAACACCAUGCUGAUCGUUAACCUGCUGAGUGGUACCGAGUACAGCGUCAAGGUCAUCGCCUCCUACUCGACUGGAUCCAGCGAAGCCCUGACAGGAAGGGCCAAGACCUUGUACCUGGGCGUGACUAACCUGAGUACCUAUCAGGUGAGAAUGAAUGGGCUGUGUGCCCAGUGGCAGCCUCACCGACACGCCAGCGCCUACAGAGCGGCCCUGGAGUCGAUGGUUGGCAGUCAGAAGCAGGAGACGAGAGUGAGUGGAGGCGCGAGCAGGCACUGUUUCACCAACCUGAAGCCCAACAUGCAGUAUAAGAUCAGCAUCUACGCUCAGCUGCAGGACGGGACCGAAGGGCCCGCGGUCACCACUACUGAGAAGACACUACCCGUCCCGACCCCACCGCCCACCAAGCCCCCGACCACCACGCCUCCACCCACAAUCCCUGCUGCCAAGGAAGUCUGUAAAGCUGCCAAAGCAGACUUGGUGUUCCUGGUUGACGGUUCCUGGAGUAUCGGAGAUGAAAACUUCCUGAAGAUCAUCCGUUUCCUGUAUAGCACCAGUGGAGCUCUGGACCGGAUCGGGCCGGAAGGCACACAGGUGGCUAUUGCCCAGUUCAGUGACGAUGCCCGGACAGAGUUUAAGCUGAACUCCUACAGUGACAAGGAGGGUCUGCUGGACGCCAUCAACAAGAUCUCCUACAAGGGAGGAAACACUAAGACAGGUCGAGCCAUCCAACACGUGAAGAAAAACAUCUUCACGGAAGAGGCGGGAGCGAGGAGAGGAAUCCCCAAAGUCCUCGUGGUGCUCACCGACGGUCGAUCUCAGGAUGACGUCAACAAAGUCUCCAAAGAGAUGCAGAUGGAAGGUUACAUCGUGUUUGCCAUUGGCUUCGCUGAUGCUGACUACGGGGAGCUGGUGAGCAUCGCCAGUAAACCCAGUGACAGGCACGUCUUCUUUGUGGAUGACCUGGACGCCUUCAAGAAGAUCGAAGAGAAGCUGGUGACCUUUGUGUGUGAAGCUGCUACAGCCACGUGUCCGGCUGUACCGAUGAGCGGCAGCACGAUGCCAGGCUUUCGCAUGAUGGAGCUGUUCGGGCUCGUGGAGAAUCGGUACAGCAGCAUGUCUGGCGUUUCCAUGGUACCCGGCACCUUUAACACGUUCCCCUGUUUCCACCUGCACAGCGACGCGCUGCUGGCACAGCCAACCAGGUACAUCCAUCCUGAGGGGCUGCCUUCUGACUACACCAUCACCCUGCUGUUCAGGCUGCUGGCCGACACUCCCGAGGAGCCUUUUGCGCUCUGGGAGAUCCUCAACAAGAACAACGAACCUCUAGUGGGAGUCAUCCUGGACAAUGGUGGAAAAACUCUGACGUUUUUCAACAACGACUAUAAAGGAGAGUUUCAGACAGUCACCUUUGAAGGGCCGGAAAUAAAGAAGCUCUUCUUUGGAAACUUCCAUAAGCUUCACCUCGCCAUCAGUAAGACGAGCGCCAAAGUGUUCGUUGACUGCAAGAUGGUGUCUGAGAAGACCGUCAACGCAGCAGGAAACAUCAGCACUGAUGGGCUGGAGGUUCUUGGUAAGAUGGUCCGCUCCCGAGGGAACAAGGACAACUCUGCACCGUUUCAGCUCCAGAACUUUGAUAUCGUCUGCAGCACCUCGUGGGCCAACAGAGACAAGUGCUGUGAACUUCCCAGUCUGAGGAAGGAGGUAGACUGCCCGGCCUUGCCUAAAGCCUGCACCUGCACCCAGGACAGCAAAGGCCCCCCAGGCCCUGCUGGACCACCAGGAGGUCCAGGAAUCAGAGGAGCCAGAGGAGAACGUGGAGAGCCAGGCCCUGUGGGACCAACUGGUCCUGUUGGAGAUACGGGUCUUCCAGGACCUCAGGGACCCCCAGGACGGCAAGGACCCAGUGGACGCUCCAUUAUCGGACCCCCGGGCAGUCCUGGAGAGAGAGGUCAGAAAGGUGAUGUAGGACAACAAGGAACUCAGGGGGUUCCUGGAAGACCCGGAGGUCCAGGGAGGGAAGGACCUCCAGGACCCAGAGGACUGCCAGGCAAAGAUGGCCCCCCAGGCACACAGGGCCCCCCAGGAACCAUCGGAACUCCAGGAGCUCCAGGAUCCCCAGGAAGUACAGGACCUCCAGGAAAGCAGGGAGAGCUGGGCCCACCGGGACCUCCUGGAACUAAGGGAGAGAAAGGUGAACGGGGAGAUCUCCAGUCGACAGCAUCAGUUCAGGCCAUUGCCAGACAGGUCUGUGAGCAGCUGAUCCAAAGCCACAUGGCGCUUACAACAGCAUCCUGA